AUGGCAGAGAAAUGUGUAAAACUUCAAGAUACCAUUCGUCAGCUCCUGUUUGAAACCACUGACUGUCUUCUUCUUCUUCUGUCCAUCUACGUGUCUCCUCCAGAGCUUCCUCCUCCCUCCCUCCUCACUCUGACUCCCAGCAGCACUCAGCUCUUCAGAGGGGAGCGUUUCACUGUUCGGAGCGCCGUCGCUGCAGACCAGUCUGACACGUGUGAGUUCACUGCUGUCAGUGGGAGCAGUGGACUGUACUGGUGUGAGGGCACCGAGGGCCGCAGCAACGCCGUCAACGUCACAGUGAGCUAUGGGACCGUCAUCUUGAAGACUCCUGCCCUCCCCGUACUCGAGGGCAGUAAAGUGGUCCUCUAUUGUCAGUACUUUACGGGAAGUCACAAUGAAACAACCUUCUUUAAAGACGGAGUAGCAGUCGUCACUAACAGCUCCUCUAGUUCAGACGGAGUAAUGAAGAUGACUAUUGAGAAUGUGACACAGGAAGCUGAAGGCUUCUACAAGUGUGCGUCCCGUGACAAAAAGAAGGAGAGUCCAGAGAGCUGGUUGUCAGUGAGACCUGAUCCAGGUUCCUGGAAAUGGGUCAUAGUCUCAUGUGGAAUUGUAUCUCUGUUCUUCAUGCCACUAACUGUUUGGCUAGUUCGUCACUACAGUCACACAAAGCAGGAAAAGCUGCUGCAGAAGAUAGACGAGAUGGCGGCGCAUAACGGAGGCACUUACUACCAGAUAGAUGAGCAGAUGUUAAACACCAUCAAAGAGAAGCAGCUAGAUGUAGCAGAAAGGGCGGGAAACAGGAGGAGGAAGUCCGAAGAGCAAAGACGACAAAUGAAAGCACUGAUUCCAGAAGAGAAGAAAACCAUCUCAGAACUCCGCUUGAUUCUCUUGGGAAGCCGAAGCGUUGGGAAAACCUCCGUGGGGAACUCCAUUUUGGGAUCCAAAGAGCAAGAAGACGGGAAGAGAACGGCACACUCUGCGGCCCGGCAGGGUUUCAUGGGUGAAACUAAAAUAACUGUUGUUGACACGCCGGGUUGGUGGAAAGGCUUCUCCAUGGAUGACUCUCCUGAAGCGAUGAGGGAGGAAGUGAAGCUCAGCCCUUUUCUGUGCCUCCCUGGGCCUCACCUCUUCCUGCUGAUGAUAGACGCAGACGCAUCCUUCAACGCCAAACACUUAAGAGCAGUGACGUCACACGUGGAGCUUCUCGGAGAAGAAGUCUGGAGACGCACCAUUGUAGUUUUCACCAGAGGAGACUGGCUGGGAACUCAAAGCGUGGAGGAGUACAUCGAAGGGGAGGGCGAGGCGCUGCAGUCUCUGGUCGAAAAAUGCGGAAACAGAUAUCACGUCAUGGAUAACAAGAAUAAAGAUGACGGCACGCAAAUCACGGAGCUGCUGGAGAAAAUCACUGAGACUGUGGCCGGAAAUGGUUGGGACUACUUUGUCCCAGAUGAACAGAUAUUUAAGGCGAUCGAAGAGAAAAGAUCAAAAGUGGAAAAGGCAGCGCAAAUGAGGCAAAGUCAAGUCAUGGACAAAAGAAAACUCCUCAGAGGUAACAGUAAAGAACUCCCGGAGCUGACGGUCGUGAUGCUCGGUCAGAAGACGUUUGGGAAGAGCGCGACAGGAAAUAACCUCCUGCGUAAAGAAGUGUUCGCCACCUGCGAGAAUGAGUCCUGUCAGGUGGUGGUCGGGGAAGCUGCCGGCAGGACUGUCACGGUGAUCGACACCCCGGGCUGGCUGAUGGAUCCGUCCUGCUGCACCGAAGAGAGGGACAAAGAAAUAGUCCGAGGUCUCUCCCUGAGCCCUUCGGGGGUUCACGCGGUUCUGCUGGUCGUCCCGUUGGACCUGAGGUUCAGGGAAGCUCAGCGAGACGCCCUGGAGGAGCACAUGAACCUUUUCGAUGCCACCGUCUGGAAACACACCAUGGUUCUGUUCACGUACGGUGACAACCUGUUGGACAGAACCGUGGAGGAGCACAUCGAGAGGGAGCACGGCGCUCUGCGCUGGCUGAUAGACAAGUGCGAGAACAAAUACCACGUCGUGAACAACACGAAGAGAAUGGACAUGGGUCAGGUCAACGAGCUGUUCCAGAAGAUCGAGGAAAUGGUGGCGGGGAACGGAGACCGGCUCUUCCGCCCUGAGAUGAACGACGUCCACGCGAGAAUUGAUGAGAAGUUCGGGAGGAGGCAGCUGAAGAUGGUGCUGAAGCAGCGUCUGGAGGAGGAGUACAAGAAGAGGGAGCUGGAGCUGAUGACGGGGUUCAAGGAGACGCUCCUCCAGCUGCAGGCCUCGGCACACAGGGGAAGUUUGACGGGCACGAAGACCAAGUCACUGAUCCCUGACGUCAACAAAAUCAAACCCAAGGGCAUUGGCCAGAGGAGGAAAGAUGGAAAGGAGAAGGAUGAAAGCAUGGACAACAAAAUCAGCCAGGAAAUUGACAAGCUGGACAAAGAGAUCGAAAAGAAAUCAUCGGAUCUUAAGCUCAGCAGCAUGGAAAUCUUUCACCCAGAGUUAAAAGGAGAGAGUCCAUCUAUCGAUGGGUCUUUGUCUCCAAGGGAGGAUCCAACCUUUAAUAAAGUUAUUGGUUGGCUGUCCCAUCUUCAGAUCAGCAGAAACUUUGAUAACCAGAUGACCCUGAACUUCUCUCAGACGUCUGGUUACAGAUCUAUGCCAAACGACGAGCUGGACUUUGACGAAGAAGAAGAAUAG
Molecule: messenger RNA, 2706 nt
Organism: Anoplopoma fimbria (sablefish)
Lineage: Eukaryota; Metazoa; Chordata; Actinopteri; Perciformes; Anoplopomatidae
Exons: 9
Coding region: 1-2706 (901 amino acids)
Molecular function (GO): GTP binding
Source: RefSeq, a predicted model, not a curated record